AUGGAUUUCCACCUGGUACCGAGGGGCACUGACCGGAACUAUACGGGUUUUCUCACAAAGACAAUCGUCUACUCGGGCACACUGGUACUGUUCCUAGCUUCAUUUACCUUGACACUAUGCUCCAUCGUGAUCCCAAAAUGGGUCAGCUAUCAUAGCGAAAAGCCCGCCCACCACUACUCCUACGGACUCCAUCAACGCUGCUCCUCACUCACCGAUACCUGCGAGAGUUUCCCCCAGAGCGACGAUUGUCAUGGCGACGACCGGUAUUUCUGUUCCAUGUGGCGCUCUGUCGGGUUCUUGAUGUCCUUUACCGUGGUAUUGGAAGGAAUGAGCAUAGUCGCCUACGUGAUCAUCCUCGGCGGUGGGAAGCGACUGCGCGAGAAUGGGUGGCGGGUUCUUAGUUUGUUGAUUAUUUUGUCUGCUAUUGUGCAGGCGGCGGGGAUGUCGAUUGUGGCAUAUCUCUUCGACAACGAAGACCGGUUCUUCGUUGGCUGGCGUCUGGACCAGUCCUGGAUCUUCUGCACUGUCAGUUGGUGCUUUAGUUUGAUCUGCGCGGGCGCGAUCGUUAUUGCGGCUCAGAUCUUGCCGUCUGAGGGGGGGUUAUGA
Penicillium subrubescens is the source of this 606-nucleotide messenger RNA. RefSeq lists its product as uncharacterized. The record is from RefSeq and is a predicted model, not a curated record. The transcript has 4 exons. NCBI's taxonomy places the organism in Eukaryota, Fungi, Ascomycota, Eurotiomycetes, Eurotiales, Aspergillaceae. Bases 1 to 606 code for a protein of 201 amino acids.